GGCCUGUGGUGGCAUUGCCUGUGGCCUGCGUUGGAGUAUUAACCUACAACACACACACGUAGAAUGCCUAAAAAAUUAACAUUGAAUAGAUUAUAGCGCGUUAAUAUAUGACUUUAUGUGAAUGUUACUGUUAACAUGCAUCUUCAUAUUUGCUUAAAAGCAUUACAUUGACAUGAUUCAUCGUUCGUUGUCAUUUGCUAAUCGUGAUUUGGAUUUGAGUCAGAGGGAGACUUAAUAUAAUUUAUAUAUUGCUCUUUCAUAAAUCAAAAAGUUUGUAUGUUAUGUGUCAGCUUCCUUUGGCUGUGGAUUCUUAUGGAUUGGUGCAGGCCAUGGGAGUGAAGUUUUUGUGCCAAGUUGGACAUGUGCACUCCUUUCUUCGUGUUCAGUCAGUUCCGUGACAUCCAGUGGAUGCAAUGCUGAGCCUUUUAUCAGUUGCCAGUUAAACACUUGAACACUACGUCAUAGGCACCAGAAAAUGAAGGAUGGUCAUAAAUGGAUGCAUAAUUAACCAUUAUUCCAAUUCCUAUUAUUCCUUUGUUGUAGUAAUGGAUAUUCAAGCGGGUGGGUUCAAUCAUGUCACUUUGUGCAGGUGGUUGGUGCAUCUCUACUGCAUUUUGGGCUACAGCCCACAUCAAGCAGUGUGCAUGUGCCUUAGGCUCAGAUUUAUAUUGAUAUACUGUAGGAUAUGAAGUUCUGGGGUACUGUGUUAUGUAUAAUGUAGAUGUGCUCCACUGCCUCUGUCCAUUAGGCUUAAGAUACAGGUUGUAGAUCAGAUUCAUCUUCUUUUAUCUUCAUUCACAUUCAUGAUAUCAGUUUGUUUCACAGGGCUGUAGUGUAGGUCAAGGUGAAUCAAUUUUAUGAAAAGACACCUUGGCUAAAGAAGCAUUGAAGCUUGUUUGGAACAAUAGUUCUAAAGCAAUAUUUCUUCAAUGUUUCAAGGAGUUGGUUGAUGUUUGUUUGUAACCAGCAAACAAGAAAAGUGUGUUCUUUGAGUGGCAAGUGAAGAAAAAACAUGGAAUUUGUCAUUGGUGGACUUGCAGGAUGUUGUGCUGGUGUUAUCACCAACCCACUUGAUGUGAUCAAAACUAGGAUGCAACUGCAAGGGGAGCUGAAACAAGCAGGCAGAUAUGUAGUGCAUUACAGGAAUGUGUUCCAUGCUGCCUAUGCCAUUGCACGUGCAGAUGGCAUCUUGGCUCUCCAGAAGGGGCUUUCACCUGCCCUUUGCUAUCAAAUGAUGAUGAAUGGUGUCAGACUUGGCACUUUCCACAUCCUGGAGGACUCAGGAAUAAUGAGAACCAAUGAUGCAGUGAGCCCAUGGAAAUAUGUGUGUGGAGGUGCCUUUGCUGGUGCGCUCGGCAGUUACUUUGGCAGCCCAUUCUAUCUAGUGAAGACGCACCUGCAGACCCAGAGCGCCACUAUCGGGGUGGGCCACCAGCACCGCCACGGCGGCCUGGCGGCAGCGCUGCGCGCCAUCUACGGCCGACACGGCGCGCGCGGCCUGUGGCGCGGCAGCGUGUCGGGCCUGCCGCGCGUCAUGGUCGGCUCGGCCACCCAGCUCACCACCUUCUCCGCCUCCCGCGAGGCCAUCGAGCGAGCAAAGGUGCUGCCGCCGGGGAGCUUCCUCUCCACGCUGGCGGCCAGCAUGCUCUGCGGCGCCGCCGUCGUCGUCAUGAUGACGCCCUUCGACGUCAUCGCCACGCGGCUCUACAACCAAGGCGUGGACAGCAGCGGCCGCGGCCUGCAGUACCGCGGAUACGUGGACUGCGUGCUCAAGAUCCUGCGCUCGGAGGGACCGCGCGGCUUCUACAAGGGCGUGACGGCCAACUGGCUGCGCGUCGGACCGCACUCGGUGCUCAACAUGAGCUUCUGGUCGUACCUGAGGGCCGUCCUGGGAGAGGCUCGUGCCGGGGAUGAGGGGUCGGUCGCGGCAGACUAACGUCGGGGACGAGCGGUCGGCAGCAACAGACUAUUGGCGAGGACGAGGGGGUGGCGGCCGUCAUAAGUGCCUUCAGCGCCCUCCAGGUCGUCGGCGAGAGAUUCAGUCGGAGGUUUAGUAUGAAUUUUAUGGAGAUUCUCUGUCGCAGAACGGUACAGCUCGCCAGAUGAGGUGACGAAGUGCCGGUAGAAUUGGGCUACACCUGCGGCAGACGCGGCGAUCAGGUGUUAGUCGCCUCUGAACUCAGCGCUCGGCCAGUGCGGAAAACGCCUUUUCCACCGAUCAUACGUUGCUUAGUGGCAACGGAAUGUCUUCCAGGUCAGUAAGUGCCCAGUAGUGUUUAUAGUGAUGCAGUUUAGCAGGGCUUUUGUGGAUUAAGGUUGUGUUCGUACAAUCACCGCACAACUUCGGAGUCGCCCCGCCGAAAAAAAACUUGUUUCAGAAACGAUAAUCUUGUUUCGUAAUCAUGGUUGCCUCCUGGGUUGUGUCCCGAUGGUGCAUUUCACGGUUAAUUUGGUGUUACCAACGUUCCUACUUUCUCAUAUGUUUUAACGAUGCAUAACAUAACGACAUAUUAGUGUAUGUUAAAUAUAGUGGCAGCUCUUCAGUCAGUCUCCAUGCUGCAUUAUGUUACAUGUGUUAGUCACCCUUAUUUACUUAUUUGUGCAAUAUGUAUGGCUGUCAUUUUAUCGCAUGUAAUAAAUAAACAAUAGAUAAUGCGCG
Amphibalanus amphitrite is the source of this 2659-nucleotide messenger RNA. Its product is annotated as solute carrier family 25 member 35-like. The transcript has 4 exons. NCBI's taxonomy places the organism in Eukaryota, Metazoa, Arthropoda, Thecostraca, Balanomorpha, Balanidae. Bases 1013 to 1936 code for a protein of 307 amino acids. The record is from RefSeq and is a predicted model, not a curated record.